Messenger RNA from Egretta garzetta (little egret), 2803 nucleotides. RefSeq names its product family with sequence similarity 241 member A (gene FAM241A). The record is from RefSeq and is a predicted model, not a curated record. The transcript is spliced from 2 exons. Bases 1 to 333 code for a protein of 110 amino acids. Lineage: Eukaryota; Metazoa; Chordata; Aves; Pelecaniformes; Ardeidae. Gene Ontology annotation, cellular component: intracellular membrane-bounded organelle.
AUGGGGAUAGAUGUUUGCCUUUUUCCUGGUCGAAUCCAGUGCCCCUCUUUCAGUGGCGACAGUAGCCCUUCAGUUCCCUGUGCUUUGGUCCAGCAAGAACAAAGAAACCACCCUGCAGAACCUGUAAUAGAUGACUAUAAAAAGAUGGGGACUCUCUUCGGCGAACUAAACAAAAGCCUUAUCAGAAUAGGCUUCACAAGGAUGUACUUUGGAGAACGGAUAGUAGAACCUGUAAUAAUUAUAUUCUUCUGGGUUAUGCUCUGGUUUCUUGGCCUACAGGCUCUUGGACUGGUCGCUGUUCUGUGCCUUGUCAUUAUUUAUGUACAACAGUAACAUUUUAUAGAUGCUGUUCGGAUUAUGUAUUUCAACACUGUCACUAUGUCAGUGGAUUUAUGUGUUUAAGCAAAUGGGUGGCAUAUCAAAAGCUGCAAUGCUUUGAAUUGCGUUUUGCUGAACUUCCAAAGUUUGAGGUGAGAGGGACUGAAAUCAUGCAUUUUAAGCAAAGUCUGCAGUGCCCUACUACAUCUUCGAAGGGCAAAAAAGGAGAUGUUUGUAAUAUAAUGGUGUCCAAUGUACUGUUUUUUGCACUCUUGGGGCCUUAGUCCAAGGAUUAGGUUUUUUUUCCCCUCCCCCCCCCCCCCCCAAAUGUUCUUGCUUUGUAUAGUGAAAAUUUCCUGUCUGGUUUUAAGAGGACACUUGAUGUGAGUGCUCUGUUUCACUGUUGCGGGGGCUCGUGUGCUAUUUGUUCCCUGAAUCUGCCUCAUUUGCUAGUUUUUUGCUGAAAAGCUAAAUCUGCACGAGGGAGGUUUGCUAACAGACCUACAAUGAUAAAUGUUCGUAAGGUGAAUACAACUUCCCGACACAAUAGCGUCUUUGGUUAGUAUAGUUUAUAGCAAGCUUUCCUCCAGGAAACAAGCUAUGCCAGCAAAAUGCUUUUAUACUAAUACUAGUAACUUCACACAAGGCUUCAGCUGUUGUUUAAGAGGAAUCGCAGUCCUGUGUUGGCCAAAUAGUCUAACGUAGCUCUGCCUUGGUUUUUGGAAAUGUACUCAGCUCCUGCUGUUAUUUUUCUUUUUUUUUUUUUUUAAUACUUGCUUUUUCCCCCAGCCCUCCUUUCUGAAGAUAAAUAAUUGGAUAAUUCAUGGACUUUGUAGGUGGUUACAGCUGCAGUGUUGGAGAGUUGCCAUUCCAGAUGCCAAUGCUAGAAUAUUGCCUGCUUCCUCCGGGUUGUGUGUGAAGAGUCUGAACAACCAGAUAGCUAUCAGACCAGAUCUCUUAACGCUUCCCUAAUUUGCUGCAGCGUGGACUCAAUGUGAGCUAGAAGCUUGGAGUAGAAAAGCAAAUCAGACCUGUUUCCUCACGCAAGGCAAGAAUGUGAUUGAAAUCGGGUGGUCAUUUUAUUUAAUAGUCUUAACUGAUUCAUUUCCUUGCUAGGCAACAAAAAUGCGUGUCUACAGGUGCAUGUCAUGGGCAACACAAAUCAGAGAAUAGGAUGUAUAUGUUCAAGAGUAGGUGCAAAAUUCACUCUGGCUCCCCAGGAGCCACACCAGAGGUGUAGUGAAUAUUUCCAAGUUGAAUGUGCUCAUGUAAAGAAAAACAGUAAAAUGAGAUAGAAUCUUUACUAAAGAGGCUACCAACUUAAUAUUUGCUGUAUGUUACUUCUAGUAAGAAACUUAAUUGCGAAAUUGACUUCAUCUGGGGUAGAGUGAAAUUAUACAUUUACUUAAAGAAAUGUAAUAGAAGAUGUGAAGUUUACAGAAAACUACUUAACCUUUUGCAGAUUUUUUUCCUCAACAUUUUUAUACUAGCAGAGGUCAAAACCAGGUUAGUUGAAAAAGCUGUCUUACCCAGAGACUUUUGAACUGAAGGGGAGCUUCUCUAUGGUCCCAGUCUUGCAACUGGAUUCUCAAGGCCGAUUUUAUGCCUACAUGGAUCAUGUCGGUUGCUGGGCUCCAUUUCCAAGGCCCUUGGCCCCAGUCCUGACAGACUUUCCUAUUGGUGAAAUAAUUGUUCUUCAGGGCAGUGAACAUGAAGGCCCAGCUCCUUUAAUGUCUUUAUGUGCCUAAAUGCCAUCUGUGGACAUGUCUCUCUGCUUUUCUAAUGCAUGCGUAGUUACCUUCUGAGGAGCCAGGUCUCCUCUCCAGAUCCUCAGAUGACCUUGACUGUGGACCCAAGAGGCUCUGCCGAACCAGCAGGACUGCAGGGGAGCGGGACUGAGGCCCAGCCCUGUGUUUUGAUGGUAGCCUGUGUUGAUUGGCACCUAGUUAAAUGGUUAUGCCGAUGGCAGGGAAAGGUUUGACAACAGAAGGCGGUCCUGGAUGCAGGGGUUCGUUAUUCACAGCUGGAAGUCCCAAAGCAAACAGCAGGUACAGGCUGAACUCCGAGGCAGGAGCUCUGUACUCACAAGUGCCUAGGGGAAAACUUUGGUUUUGUUUCAAGUCCCCAAGCAGAACAUCUUUUACACCUUUGCAUAUUUGUAUAGAUACAGUGGUGGGUUUAUGUGUAUUCCUCUCCUGUGUAAGGGCUGUACUACAAAAGCAUCUUGUCAUUAAAGAAAAAAAUACCCUUCCUUUCUUCCCACUGUUGAGUUCCUGUUCGAAGGAUCUCAUCCAGUUCCUUUCGUCCUGUAGGAAAAAGUGUCUGUGUGGUACCCUUGUUGUGGUAGUACUCCCGUGUAAAGGCACUGUGCUGUGAGAUGGCAGUUAGUGUUUCCCAAAGUGGUGGGUUUGCUCUGUACGUAAGGAAUGGAGAAGCAAUGAACUGAGGGUGUGACUGACAAGUUCAGUGAGGAAAUUAUACGCAU